Molecule: messenger RNA, 1204 nt
Organism: Pistacia vera
Lineage: Eukaryota; Viridiplantae; Streptophyta; Magnoliopsida; Sapindales; Anacardiaceae
Product: transcription factor NAI1-like
Exons: 4
Coding region: 112-1032 (306 amino acids)
Molecular function (GO): protein dimerization activity
Source: RefSeq, a predicted model, not a curated record
GUCUUGAGAUCUGAUCAAGGUUUAAUUACUUUCUAUUGGUGUAUCGAAUCAAACUAAGAUACUUCUUCGUCUAGCUACUGUUUCAGGUUCAAUUUUUAAGGUCCAUUUCUUAUGGAAAUCGCAUCGGCUAAAUGGUUAUCUGACCUGGGAACAGAGGAUUCCACCUUUUUCCAUCAAGAGCAAAUGAACCCUCUUGAUAACCAGCUGACUGGAGUCAAUUUUUUGCAAAUCACACACAGCAAUCACGGUUUUUACGCUGAAGCACCUUCUCGUCACGCCGUUGUUGAGAGGUCAGCAAAACAGACUAAUGGCUUGAACUCUUGCACAGCUGACCACAUCACUUCUAAUGCUUUAGUCUCCUCUCAAAUUAUUUCUUUUGGGAACUCCACCUCGUCUCCGCCUAUUUCUCAGCUUGUCUCCGGUACUGAAUAUGCCAUGAUUCCAAAGAAUGAGCCUAGGACUCCUUUACAUGCUCAAGAGCAUUUAGUUGCGGAAAGAAAACGCCGCGAAAAGCUUUGCCAACGGUUGAUAGCUCUCUCAGCUCUUGUUCCUGGGCUGAAGAAGACAGAUAAGGCUUCUGUACUUGGAGACGCUGUCAAGUACUUGAAACAACUUCAAGAACGUGUGAAGAAGCUUGAAGAACAGGCAGUAAAUAAAACAAUGGAAUCAAAGGUUGUUGUGAAGAAAUCUCAUAUCUUUAUUGAGGGUGAAGAAAGUUCUUUGUCUGAUGAAAAGUCUUAUCGCCAAUCCAACCAAUAUCUCCCCGAAAUUGAAGCCAGAGUUUCAGAUAGGGACGUACUUGUUAGAAUCCAUUGCGAGAAGAAUGACGACUGUAUUGUAAACAUACUUACAGAAAUUGAGAAGCAUAAUUUAACCGUCGCCAAAAGCAACGUUUUACCAUUUGGAAACUCAACUCUUGAUAUAACUGUUGUCGCUGAGAUGGACGUUGAAUUCUCCAUGACAGUGAAAGAUCUUGUGAAAAACCUUCGAUUAGCUCUAUUGCAUCCAUCUGCCACAAAAAAACUGUGUUGAUAUUGUGACGGUGAAGAUUACAUAUGUAUACAAGUAAUUCUGAGAUGAUUUAUUUAAGAAGAUUGUGUGGAACAGUCUAAUUUAGCCGUAAUUAGCUCUUAAUUAGAGACCAUCACGAUCUUCUAUGUCCUUUGUGAUUAAGUGGAUUUAUUUUGAUUCGUGUUACAUGUAC